Molecule: messenger RNA, 5370 nt
Organism: Habropoda laboriosa
Lineage: Eukaryota; Metazoa; Arthropoda; Insecta; Hymenoptera; Apidae
Product: myosin-2 heavy chain-like
Exons: 10
Coding region: 1-5370 (1789 amino acids)
Biological process (GO): cell motility
Cellular component (GO): motile cilium
Source: RefSeq, a predicted model, not a curated record
AUGGAGGUGUGCCGAUGCGGAUGCGACGUAUCGUCGUCACCAAAAUCGAUCAAUCCGCCGAACGAGCCGUGCUGUUGCUGCAGUUACAACCCCUUCAGUGACAAUUCCAAUGAAUCAGAGCUCUACGACCUCUCGUUUGCCCUGAGGAAGCUCAGCGUAAUGAAGUGUCAGAUGAAGAAGUGGCGAAUGGAACGACUUCAGCUCGAGAGCGAAAAUAGGUCUCUGAAACAAGCCCUCCAGACAUUCGGUAUCGAUAUUACAUGUUUUUGUGUAGGUGUAAAUGCGGAUGAGAUAUUGAGGCCUGAUCCGUUGCUAGUGCACUCCCGGGAAGAAAUCGAAAGGUUGCAAAAUGCAAACGCGGCGCUUGAAGAUAAAGUGAGGGAUCUGGAGGAAACUCUCGGUGAACGAGAUUGCUGCGACGAUCCUGGAGUCACGAUUCACUUCCUCAGGGAAAAGAUGAAACAUCUCAGAGAGCGUUUCGCGCUUGAAAAGAAAGAACAGCGAGACAUGAUAUCUCAUUUGAAGUUGAAGUUGGCGCAGACCGAGGAGGACGUUAGCUGCCCGGCGAUCUAUCGUCUAAGGGCGAAGCUGCGUGAACUGAUGAAAGGUGGCCAAACAGCGGACAAGCAAGUUUCGAAAGUAGUGGAAAGAUCGAUCGAAACUCUGACAGAUCUUUCCAAGGAUUGCGACCACCUUCGACUGGAGAACGAGCGUUUGCAGGCCGAGAUGGCCGAGUUGCGUGCCGCGUUGGCCAAAUUCGAAGAGAAACAAGCUCUUCCGGUGUCGGUGCUGAGAGCAGCCGAGACAACCACCGUGCCCGAGUACAUGGAUCUCUCGGAGCUGUUGGAAAAAUUGAACAACUGCGAGGAGAUCGCGACGGAUUUGAGGAGACAGCUGGAGGAGAAGGACAAUCUGAUCGAUUCGCUGCGUAAGGAAUUGAAAGGGGCGGGCGACCAGAGAGAUCUGCUGGACCAGCUCGAGGCACUGAAAGCGGAACUGAAGAAGAAAGAUGACAAGGUAUCAAAAUUGUUGGACAGCCUAAGACAGAGCGAAAUAGACGGUCUCGUGGUGAACGACCUGAGGUCCGAACUGGAAAACCUGAAGCCUCAAUUGCAGGAUCUGAAGAACGAGAGAGACGAGUUGUUGGCAGAGCUCGCUAAACUGCGGGAAGCAUUGAAAGAUAAGGAGGACCAGCUAACCAACAUAUUGGAACAGAAGAGUAAAGACGAGGACAGGUACAACGAAGCGUUAGCUCGUGAAGCACACCUGAACCAAGAGAUCACCGAUCUCAAGUCUCAAAUGGACAGUCUGAAGAACGAGCUGGAACAGUGUAGAAAUCGCAGCGCGGAGCUGGAGAAGUGUUGUUUAGACAAAGACGCUCUCGCAGAGAAGCUACUCAACGAGAAGAAGGCGAGGAACGGUUUGGAGGAGGAGCUGAAAGGUAGCCGAGAUGAGAUGGAAAAGUUGCGGAAGGAGAAUUCGGAUCUGAAGGCUCGAAUGGACGACAUGAGGGAGGAGAACGAUAAACUUCGCGAGGCGGCGGAGGCGUCGAAGAGACUGACGGAGGAGAACGAGAAGUUGAAGGAGCAGCUUGCCAAUCUGAGGAACGAGAACGACGAGAUGACGAAGAGGCUGAAAGAGCUCGAAGGUCUGAACGACGUUCUCAGGUCCGAUUACGACAACAUGAAGCGAGCGUUGAACGAUCUCGAAGAAGAGAUCGGCCGAUUGGAGGCUCGACUGAGCGAGACUGCGAGGGAACGCGACGCUCUGUCGAACGAGAACGACAACAUGAGGAAGCAACUGGACCAGGCGAGGGCUGAGAACGAGGGUCUAAAAAGUGACAUCGGCAAACUGAUAUCGGAGAAGGACAACCUGCAGAAGAAUCUCGACGCGAUCAGGCUCGAGAACGAAUCGCUGAAGGAAGACGUGAAGUCAUUAAAAGACAAUCUCGAGGAGACGAGGAGGCAGGCGGAGGAGCUGAAAGCUGCUGGCGAUGCGUUAAGAGCGGCGGAUCAGGGUAAAAAGUCCGAGGUCGAGAGACUGGAGCAGGAGUUGGGGAGUUUGAAGUCCGAACGGGAUCGUUUAACGAACGAGAAUGCCGAUCUGAAAGCUAAAAACUUGGAAUUGGAACGAAAAUUGGAGGACCUCGGGAAAGAAUUGGAAAAAAUGAAGUCCGAAAAUGCUGAUUUACUCGGCGAAGUGGAUCGUCUGAAGCGAGAACUGGAGGGAGCUGAGAACGAAAUUCGUCGAUUAAAAGCUGAGAUAGAUAGUUUGGAAAAGGAGCUGAACACUUGCGUCGACGAGAUGGAGAAGCUGAAAACUGAGAACAGCGAGCUCAGAUCGGAGAAUUUGGUGAUAAAAUCAAAAAUGGAGGAGGCUAAGGGUCAAGGAGACAGUUUGGAGGUGGAAUUGAACGGUUUGAAGAAUGAAAAUUUGGCUUUGAGGAACGAGAGAGAUCGACUGAAUGAGCAGUUGAGCGAAUGCAACGCGGAGAACGCGAAGCUGAAGACGGAGCAGGAUCAGCUGAGAAGCGAGAACGAGAAGCUCAGAGGAGAAAUGAACGCGUGCAGAGACGAAAACGAGAAGUUGAAGGCUGAGCUUGAGAACAUGCGUGGACAAUUGCAAUCGUUGAACGACGAAUUGAGCAAAUUCAAGGCUCAACUGGACGAAGCUGAGAGUAAAAUUCGUUCGUUGGAGCCUUUGGUUUCACGUUUACAAGGUGAGAACGAUAAACUGAGAAAUGAUUUCGCUGCUUUGGAGAAAGAGGCGAAUGAUUUGAAAGCAAAAAUUGGCGAAGAAACGAGCGACAAUCAGAAGAUGAGGAACGAUGUGAUGAUACUGGAGGAUAAAGUGAAAGAUUUGGCGGCGAAAUUGGACAGCGCAAGAGCGGAAAAUGAUAGUUUGAAAGCGGAGAAUCAGGAACUUAAGGCAAAGUUGUUAGAUCUGGAUGAAGAAUUAUCAAGUUUGCGGGCUGAAUGUGCGGACGUGAAGGCGGAAAACGCUGAUUUGAAGAAGUUAAUCGAUGAACUGAAGGCAAAGAUUGCUAAACUGGAGGCAGACGUGGAGCACUGGAAAUUGGAGAGUUGCAAGCACCAAAUCGAGAUGGAUAAGCUGAAAGCUGACCUUGAGAAGGCACUGAAGGAUUUGAGCGAAUGCCAGUCCAAGAACAAAGAGCAAGAAGCAGAACUGAGACGUCUACAGAACGAGAAAGCCGAAGCUGAUAAGAAACUCGCGGACGUAACGUCGCAGCUCGAGCAACAAAAGAAAGCUCUGGAAUUAGAAAAAUCAGCGAAAGGAAAGGGCGACUCGGAGAUCGCUGACUUGAAGUCCGAAUUGGAGGCUCUGAAGAAAGAGCUAGAAAAAUUAAGAGCGGAGAAUAGCAAAUUCAAAGGCGAAAUAGACGAUGUAAGAAGACAGCUCUCAGCAGUGACGAACGAGUUGAACAGUUGCAGAGACGAGAUCGCAGCACUGAGGGACGCCAACAAUGCGCUAAAGUCUGAUUUGAACGCUUUAAAAACCCUGAAGGACGAGCACGACAAGCUUCAGGCCGAAUUGAACGCCUUAAAAGCGGAAAACGCGAGCCUGCAACAAGACAGAAAAAGGUUGGAAGAAGAGCACGACAAACUGAGAGGCGAGGGCGACGGUCAGAAGUUCGAAAUAGACAAACUAAGAUCUGACUUGACAGCGGAGAAGGCAACUGCAGAAAAACUGAAGACAGACCUGGAGAACUGCAAAGCUGAAAACGACAAGUUGCAGAUACAACUGAACGAAGUGAGGAAAGACCUGGAGAAGAUGAAAAAUGAAAUCGAUCUACUGAAAGAUGAGACUGCUAAACUGAAGAGUCAGGUUGCAGCCGGCGAGGCUAAGGUGAAGUCUCUGGAAAACGAACUUUCGGAUCUGUUAUCCGAGAAGGAGGAGUUGGUUAACGAACUCUAUCGUCUUCGAGAAGAGCUGAGCAAUCUUAGGAACGAACUGGAGAAACAGAAAACCGUGAGGGACGCGGCCAUGAAGGAGUUGGCCGAGCUGAAGGAAGAGCUAGCCGCUCUUAGAGCGGCGCUGGAUAAGGCUCGGGCUGAAAACGAGGCGCUGUCGAACGAGAAUGAGAAGCUGAGAGGGGAGCGGGCGAAGUUGAAUAAGCAGCUGGAGGCACUGGAGGGCGAAAACGCGAAUCUGAAGAACGAGAAGGCGGAAUUGGCGACGCAGUUAGCCGAGACGAGUAGCAAACUGACGGACGCGGAGAAUCGGUUGAACGAUAUGAAGGAUAAAAUUGUCGAUCUCGAGAACACGUUGAAGGGGGCUGAAGCGUUGAAGGGAGAGCUGGAUGACGCUAGGAGGGAGCUGGAUAGGCUGAGAGAGGAGUUGGAUAGAUUGAAUGCGCGAAACGCGAAACUGGAGAACGAGCUGAACGAGGCGAAGAACGAAUCGAAGAAAUUGAAGGAAGGUUUGGAUAAGCUGAAAAAUGAUUACAACGGUUUACAAUCGGAAUUAAGCAAAGCGAGGGAGGAGAGGGAGAAACAGAAGGAUCGCGACGCGUCGUUGAGGGGCGAUAUAGAGAAGACGAGGAAGGAGAACGAAGAGUUGAAGAGCCAGUUGAACGAUUGCCACGAGGAAAACGAAAGGUUGCGCAAGGAAUUGGAAAACUUGAGGAGAGAAAAUAGCGAACUGAAGGACGUCCCAGUGAGAAAGCUGGAGCCAAAGGAGACGGAAAUGGACAAAGAUAUUCUGGAUGAAUGCGGCGACUUCAUUAAGGCGAACGAAUUACUGUGGAAAAAAUUUGAAAGGCAGAACGAAGGUGUGCUGCGCGUUCGAGAUUACAUUACUUAUUUAGAAGGUAAAGGAGAGGAACCUAAAAUGGCGGACAACUUGGAAGAACCGGAAAUUGAUCCACAACUGAGGAAAGAUAUAGCAGAUUUGUUUGAAAAGUCUCAAGCAUUGUCUGAAAAUAUUCAUCGAACUGAAGAAGAGAUACAGAAUCUUGCUAACUUAUUGAAAGAGUCCGCGGUACCAACAACAGCUUUCGAUCCUGAUUCCUGGCUGAGCUCACUGACGUUGACGCAGUUGGCAGAGCUUCACGAUAAGAUUUGCCUGUUGACAUCGGACAUGGUGCAACAGGACAGCAAAGCAGUGACAUGCGAUCAAGUCUACGAGGCAGGGAAUCCACUGGGGGCGGAUUACAAUAUUUUGAACAGGCGAAUAGCCGCUCUGCAGAAACAGAUAGCAGAGAAGCAAAUAGAGGCUAGCUGGAAGCUGCAGGAGUUGAAGCGGUCUCUUCGUACUGAACAGGCUAACCUAAUUCAAAUCUCUGACCGAAUGAAUUUAGAGAGAAAACGCAAUUUCGCCCUUCAAUUCACCAUGGACGAUUCACAUUGA